UCAACCUGUGACUGAGAGAUUCUUGUGGGGUUUGGGGGUGUCAAAAAUUUUCUGCUCUUGGUUGCCGGCUUUACAUAAAUUAUUGAUUUAUAGGGUAUUCUAUAGUCUAGUUUUCUGAUACUUUGCCCCGUAUUUAAUGGCGAAACCGGUUUCACGGCCAUUUAGUUUGUGACAUUUAGGCUUUCUGUAAGAUUUUGAUGUAUAAAACCUAACUGGGGGUGCUAGGCAUGAGAUCUUGCAUUGGAUGGCGUCGUUUACUCUUUCUUACUCCUUUAGUUUUUAUUGUUCUUCAUCUAUUAUCUGUAUCGGAAUUGCACAGAGAUGCAAGUAGAGAUGAUCUGCCUAAUAAACGCAACAAAAAAUUCGAUCAUCUGGUUAUUGGACCUGCUGCUGGACAAGGCUUGCCGAAUCGGCUGCAAUGCCAAGGUACCAAAGCUCUCAACAAAACUCACUUGCCCUCUUCUAAUUUAUCCUAUAAGGGAGAUAGUGUAGCCUUCGUCACGGUCUUCACCGUUUAUAACACUUCGCUUGAUAGUCAUCCUGAUGGUAGAUCUGUGAACUUGAUUAAGGUUGGGAAUGCUUCAUACAGUAAGACAGAGAGGUCGAUGGCCAUUUUGAAUGUCUUCAUUAACUUCAUUCAGAAAUCAAUGCCUCAAAGCAACGUUAUCAUAUUAACUGAUCCGGCAUCAGAUCUCUCAAUUCGCAGAAACAGGGUGACUGUAAUGCCCAUUAAGGGUGAAUAUUCACGAGACAAGUUGAUGCUUCAGAGAAUCAGGUCUUACAUUACCUUUCUUGAGAUGAAGCUUGAGGAGCACUCUAAAAGGCAGGAGCAUAUAACCAAUUAUAUUUUCAGCGACUCAGAUAUAUCCGUGGUUGAUGACCUGGGACAGAUAUUUUACAAAUAUCCGAAUUUUCAUUUGGCUCUCACCUUCAGGAACAACAAAGAUCAACCUCUAAAUUCAGGAUUUAUAGCAAUAAGGGGCACGCCUGACGGAAUUUUAAGGGCAAAGAAUUUUCUUCAAGAAGUAUUAAGAGCUUACACUUCCAAGUACAUGACAGCUUCCCGUAUGCUUGGAGAUCAGUUAGCUCUUACCUGGGUUGUCAAGUCCAAUCCUUCUUUUGAUGGAAAGAGAUUUACUAAGCCAGAGCCCUUCCUAGAUGAAAUUGCUGGUGCUUCAGUGCUGUUUUUACCAUGUGCAAAAUAUAACUGGACACCCCCUGAGGGUGCAGGCCAGUUUCAUGGGAUGCCCUUGGAUGUUAAGGUUGUUCAUUUUAAGGGAUCAAGGAAACGCCUAAUGCUUGAGUCCUGGAAUUUCUUCAACUCUACUUCCAACAUUUCAGAUAUGUUGUGCCUAAUUUUAAAGAGUGGAAGAACAAAAUAUGAUUUCUGAAUACGGGAUAUAGCUCAGCAAGCACCGUAUACACUCCCAAGUAUGUUCUUGAUUCAUUUUAAAGGAACAAGGUGGAGAGAAAUUUCUCUGAUUCGACGAGCUUAGCCUGCUCUAAUUGAAGUUGAUUGAUAUGAAAGCUCAUGCGCCCACCUUUUGAUACAAGUUGGAUACAUCUGGUGGAAGUAGGAAGAUAGAGAUGAAUGAAUUCAUGUAAUUUGAUUACUUUGAACAAUAUAGAGGAUUCUGACCGGAUCUCUUAAUGCUACGAAUCAACAUUCGGUCUGUUUUUUUUUUUUUGUUUUUUUCCUUUUCUUUUUUCAAUUAACUCUUACUUGUCCAUGAGUUCAGUUCAGGUUCAAUUAACUCUUGCAUGAUCUCAAGGGAAA
Molecule: messenger RNA, 1777 nt
Organism: Carica papaya (papaya)
Lineage: Eukaryota; Viridiplantae; Streptophyta; Magnoliopsida; Brassicales; Caricaceae
Product: polyphosphatidylinositol phosphatase
Source: RefSeq, a predicted model, not a curated record